Molecule: messenger RNA, 495 nt
Organism: Galendromus occidentalis (western predatory mite)
Lineage: Eukaryota; Metazoa; Arthropoda; Arachnida; Mesostigmata; Phytoseiidae
Exons: 1
Coding region: 1-495 (164 amino acids)
Source: RefSeq, a predicted model, not a curated record
AUGUCCGCGAAACUGCGGCGGAGACUCGAAAUCUUACAGCGAGAGGCUGGAAGAUGGGCCUUGGGGGAACUCAACGCGAACCCCGCUAAAGAAUUUAUAGACGGACAACUGGGAUGGUCCAUAUUCGAAGCCAGAGAAGCGAAAGGUGAGCUCAUUUACCGGGCCAGAAUCAAUGAGAUGAGCGAGACGAUGUGGCCGAAGGCAAUCCAGACGAUGAUGAAGAUUGCGAAUAUACCCAUCAAACUUCCAACGAGAAGUCUAGAGUUGGAAAAGACAUUCGGAUGUAAAAGUAUCCGAGAAAUGCCAAGAUCAACUCUUAGAGUGAGUCUCGGUGUUAAUGAGAAAUACGUGAACGAAACCAUCAAAAACAAACUCGACCAAGAUUGGGUCGAAGGAAUGUUCGACACAAAAGUGAUGUUGGAAGAGUGGGUACAGCGGAACAUCGAUAACCCCUACGGACAAGUCGCAAAACCGCAUCCACCAAGGACCAACUGA